Molecule: messenger RNA, 2988 nt
Organism: Suillus plorans
Lineage: Eukaryota; Fungi; Basidiomycota; Agaricomycetes; Boletales; Suillaceae
Exons: 6
Coding region: 1-2988 (995 amino acids)
Biological process (GO): nuclear-transcribed mRNA catabolic process, nonsense-mediated decay
Cellular component (GO): telomerase holoenzyme complex
Molecular function (GO): telomerase RNA binding; protein binding; telomeric repeat DNA binding
Source: RefSeq, a predicted model, not a curated record
AUGACCGAUUCCGCCUCCCAGCUUGCAAGUGAGGCAAAAUCAACCCACCAAAGUCUGAAAGAGCUUCUCAAAGCUCACCUUCCAUGGGAUAGAGAGGUUGAGUUUCAAAGGAAGAGUCUCCGACGUCUGUAUCUUCGCCUAUUAUUCGUCGAGCCAUACACCAAGGAAUCUAAAGAUGCCGAAACUCAUCUUUGGAUGCAGACAUCUUAUCAAUUUAUUUCUAACUACAAACAGAACGUCGCAACUCUCGAUCGAACGCUGCAAUCUGCACCCCGCCAUCAGCCCAGGCAGAGUAAUCAUGGCCCGGUGGAGUAUCGCAAACUGAUGCAACGAUUCCGCCAGUUUCUUGCUGAAGAAGAGAAAUUUUGGACACAACUGGUAGCUCGAUACCAGCGAUCCUUUGCACUUCACGAAGCACAGCAUAUACUUUCUACCUUAAACAUUACGAUUCCAGAUGACCUUGGUACUCCCAAUGGCUCCAUUGGGGGACACGAAGGUGUCCCAAACUCUAGUUUUGGUCGCAACCAAUUUCAAUUUCCCAUCGAAGGCAAUACGCCUUCUCCUACGAGCUCUGCCGAACGUGAAAUUAAUCUCGCGAUUCUGAGCAAGGCGAUAGUAUGCUUAGGUGACAUGGCACGAUAUCGGGAGCUUUACAACGAAGGUGGAGGGCGUCCGCGAGCCGGUCAGGAAGACGGCUCAGGGCCAGCUAGGCGGGGCGGCCGCAACAGAAGAGGCGGCGCUAUGAGCUAUGAUUCCAUACCACGCGCCAGAAACUACGACAAAGCUGUUCAGUGCUACGAUCAAGCGCGCCUUUUGGUCCCUUCGGAGGGCAAUCCAUCACAUCAGCUGGCCAUUCUCGCUUUCUAUCAGAAUGACAUGUUCAGCUCGCUUCUCCAUUACUAUAGAGCGCUUUGCGUUCGUCAGCCUUAUGACACUGCAUCCGAGAAUGUCAAGAAAAUUCUCAAUAAAUCGCUCGAUCAGCAAGCGAAGAGGACACGGGAAGGGGCACAAAUGGCUCCCGAUCUUGGUGAUUUACCACCACGCUUGAGAGUCGAGUCCUUUAAGGAGAAAGUUGUGCUAUUGCACGCACUAUGGCGAUUAGGUUCAGAUAAAUCAAGGUUAAAUCCCAUUGUGCAUGCAGCAGAUGUCGUCAAGGAUUUCACGGCUCUUGUUUCAGAGCGCGUUCUUCCAAUUGAUGCCGUGACCAAGGUCAUCGUUCUCUCAGAGGGAGCACUUUGGAAACAUCGCAUGAUCCGGGACACAUCUCCACCUUCGAAUAGGAGAUCCGGAGGGAUUCCUGACCCAGCUACUGUCGAAUCCCAGAUUCUGAAGCAUGUUCUUGGCAUUCACCAGUCUCUCCUGGAGAUCGGCGCUAAGGAACUUGGCUUUCCACCAGAAGAUGCAGCUGAAAAUGACCUUGCGCAGCGCAUCACUGCGGCAUUCAGGCGCACUCUACCCGCAUUGCGUGUUGCGAGCAAGUGGUUGUUAGCAAAUCUCAAGUAUGUGGCGCAUGCCACACCCCCUACGGGGUCAACCCAGGUCGAGGAAACUCCAGGGGUAUUCGUCUCAAAUAUGCCAGUCUUUUGGCAGCAUUUUUUGCUUUUUUACAACGCCCUAUACAAGCUAUUCCCAAUAGAGAAGCUACCUUCGUUGCUCUCUCCGCUGGAUGAGGACAUCGACCUUAGGGGCUUUCUUCCACUGCGAAGCCUCAUGAUUGGCGAUACUCCCAAGAUUGUGGAUGCUGAUAUGCACAAGGGGAAUGGAUCGGCCACCAUUGGGCCGCAGGGCCGCGAGAGCGUUCACCCAAACGAAGAACAAUUGAUGAGGAUAUCUGAUUUGCUCAAAGACCUCAAGAAUCUCGCGGAAUCACCAGAUUCUCCAAUCCACCUGCGUGGUGAUAAUUUCGUGCUUGAAAUCACUGCCACUGCACCUGAUGCUCAAUCUCAGGCAAAGGCAAUUGGUGCAGAGGCUGUAAAGAUGCCUGUUACACCUAUAGUCUUAUGUCCUGAUGUUCUUGACUUGAUGCCACUGGAGACUUGUGCGGAGGACGAUGCUAUAACCGAUACAGGGCAUGCCGACAACGAUGAUCCGGUUGAAGACGCAUUCAGAACUGUACUUAACGCCGAGUCACAAGAUGAAGAUGAAGAACUGGAUGAUGACGUCGUAGUUUGGGAUCCAAGAGCCUCCACUUCGCCGCCGGGAGUAGUAUCGGCCCUGCCAACGACACCUGUAUUGUCGUCAAACAUGAUAAACAGCAACUUCAUGAGCCCUAGUACAUCCGUUGUGUCCUCAGGUCGUGCGGCCCCAACAUCGCCGCCUUCUGCCUUCACAGGAACAACAGCCCAGGAUAUACUAAACAGUUUCUCCCAAGCUGGUGGUGAUGUUGCACGAUCUCCCCGCCGUCAGUCUAUCGCACCUCCAUCUCAAUUUCUUUUCGGCUCUGGGCCCUCGAACGCUCCACUUUCUAUAUGGUCAAGGACUCUUGAUCAGAACCCGCCAGAUCUCAGUCCUAGACCCUUGUUGACCAACCAGGCACUGCCUGCUUACGGUGUUGAGCACAAUUUAUCGACGCCAAGCAACCGAGCUAUACACUCCGCUAACCGACCUCCGCCCAUGUCUCCUUUUGCACAUUCACAGUCCCUGUGGUCAUCUUCCUUUGAGUUUACGCACGAUCCAUCAAACAUUCACACGAGUCACUCCGCCUCACGAUCAUCCGGUCCCGGGCAUCGCCACUCAGCUAGUACAAUUCAGAGCUCGCCUUCAUAUCAGACUGCAUUAAAUGCAGUGAAUCAUCAACCGUUUGCGUACCCACAGGAGUCACUCUACUUGAAUGCGGAGAUGGCUCCCGCUGCUCUUCCACCACAAUCGGGGCUGCACUUUCAACAGGGUGGAUUCAACCUCUCCCCUGCAGUGCCUUUGCCGCCGCCGCAGUAUCCUCGGCCGAUGCAGCAUUACCCGACUUCGUCCAUUUGGGGAAACACUGGGUGA